AUGUACGAAAAACUUUUCCCGCCACUAUAUCACAUUGAAUGUCAUGUGCCACCACUUGAUGCUUUACCAAAGGGCGAGUUUAAAUGUAGUAUUUGUACAGAUAUUGUACCAGAUGAACAACAGCAAACAAAUGAGUCAUUUGAAAAUGGAGAUGAUACAAGACAAAUAACAUUAAAACGAAAACGUGACGAUAGUAAUGGUCUCACGUCUCAUGAACGUCAAAUAUGUGAAAAAAUACUUUUACAACUAUACAUUCAUGAUGAAAGUCCACCGUUUCAAGAACCUGUACCAGCAACUAUUCCUGAAUACUAUCGUAUUAUAGUAAAGCCAAUGGAUCUUCGAACAAUAAGAGAAAAACUUCUUUCAACUUAUAAUUCCUAUUCAUCUAUUUUUGAAUUUAUUGCUGAUAUUCGACUUAUAUUUCAAAAUUGUGCCAUAUUCAAUGUGUCUGAUUCUCCAGUAGCAAAGGCUGGUGUAGUGUUAUCAAAGUACUUUGAAGAUUUAUCGGAACAAUAUUUAAAUACCAGUUUGACAUUAAAUCCAACACAUUGUCAGAAACCUUUAUGUUUAAGUAUGUCCAUGGAUGGAAAAUCAAUGAAAUUACAGAAUAAUAUUGAUUAUCUUCGAUCAAAAUUAGAUAAUUGGAGAGAUGAAAUGAUACAAAAAAUAGCAACAAUUCGUGCUGAAAAAUUAAUGGAAUUAGAUUUGUCUUAUCAACAAUCAUUUAUUGAAUUUGAUCGACUUAAAGCUGAUUGUUUAAAUAAAAUAGAUGAUAAGUCCGAUUUAUCACAACAUAUUGAUGAAUUAUCAAAACAAGAUCAUUUAUUACCCAUAGAAUUGAAUGAAUUGAAAACUUUAUUAAGUGAAAUACGUCAAACAGCUUUAAAUUUACAAUCGAAACAAUUAAACAUAGAAUGUGAUUCAUUAUCAACACUUAUCAAUGAUAAUAUAAAAAUAAUAAAACCAAUAUUUAAUGUUAGUACUAAUAGUGAUGAAAAUCAUCAAAAAAUAAAUAUCGAAAAUAUUUUAAAUAAAAAAUAUAUAAAUGAAAUUAUUAUGAAAACGAAUACAUACGUAUUUGGUUCAUCGGAACAGUAUAUUUUACUCUAUGAUGAUGAUGAUACACAAUUAAAAAUUUUUAAUGAAAAAGCUGUGGAAGUAUCAAGAAAAAAUUGGACUUUAACACUUGGUAUCAUACAAGAUAUAUCAUGGUCUCAACACUUAAAUAAAUUUUUGAUAUUAACAAAUAAAGCAGUUUACACAUUUACAUUAUUACCUCAACAAACAAUUUUAGACAAAAUAUGUGAGGUCAGACGUACUCGUGUGCACGCGUAUUGUUUUUUUGCUCAAAAUGGACCAUAUUUAUUUCUGAAUAUUAAUAAUUCGGAUAUAGAACGUUACACAUUCGACAACAAUAAACAAUUUUUACUAUCAAAAUCAACUAACAAACAACAACAUGGAUAUAAAAAAGAAGAUAAAUUAAAUGGCAUGCAACUGAGUCGAGAUAAUUCGAUGAUGGCCAUCGAUGUAACACUGAAUGAACGUGACUUUGUAAUUGAUUUUGUUUCAUUACAAUUAACACGUUUACGUCGUUUAACACACGGUAUUGAUGUGCCACUAGGCAUUGUUGUAGAAACGUCUGAUGAUCAUAAAUGGCUUGUUCAAUGUCUCGAAACAAGUCAAUUAUCUGUAUAUGAUUUUACUAAGAAUGAUAUUUUAAAACCAGUUAAAUACGACAAUGUAAAUGAUAUUGCUAUUGAAUAUUUUGGCAAACAUCAUUUGAUUGUUGCACAUACAAUGAACAAUAAUUACUCACGUUUAUUAUUAUAUAAAAUAUGA
Messenger RNA from Didymodactylos carnosus, 1839 nucleotides. The record is from the annotation of a GenBank genome assembly. NCBI's taxonomy places the organism in Eukaryota, Metazoa, Rotifera, Eurotatoria, Philodinida, Philodinidae.